Coregonus clupeaformis (lake whitefish) is the source of this 692-nucleotide messenger RNA. Its product is annotated as molybdopterin synthase catalytic subunit. The coding region runs from base 1 to 459 and encodes 152 amino acids. Lineage: Eukaryota; Metazoa; Chordata; Actinopteri; Salmoniformes; Salmonidae. Gene Ontology annotation, biological process: Mo-molybdopterin cofactor biosynthetic process. Gene Ontology annotation, cellular component: cytosol. Gene Ontology annotation, molecular function: molybdopterin synthase activity. The record is from RefSeq and is a predicted model, not a curated record. The transcript is spliced from 4 exons.
AUGGCUGAGGGGGAAGGGGAUCCCAGGGAUCUGAUUAAACUGACACAUGACAAACUCUCUGUGGACACAGUGUCAGACUCUGUCACCUGCCCCUCCUGUGGAGCCAUCUCCAUCUUCAUAGGGACGACGAGGAACAGUUUCGAGGGGAUGAAGGUGGUGCAGCUGGAGUAUGAAGCCUACGUCCCCAUGGCCGAAUCAGAACUCAGGAAGAUAUACACUGACAUCAGGGCAAGAUGGCCGACUGUCAGGCACAUCUGUGUUCAUCAUCGACUGGGGGUGGUGCCUGUGACUGAGGCCAGUGUGAUCAUCGGCAUCUCGUCUCCUCACCGAGGGGACUCUCUGGAGGCAGUGCAGUACUGUAUAGACACCCUGAAAGCCACCGUUCCCAUAUGGAAGAAGGAGGUGUAUGAAGCUGACGAGUCCUGUUGGAAAGAGAACAAAGAGUGCCAGUGGACAUGACAGAGUUGACCUCUAACCUCAUCUAGGAGCUUUUCUAUGCCAAAUAUUAGGUCACACACACUGUAUCAGUAUCUAAAGCUGUCCCUAACAAUACAAAAAUAAAGUCAGUCACACCUUUAUGUACGUAAGGUUUUAAUGAAAUAAAAUGUACCGUCAGUAUAUUUACAACACUUAAAAACUUUUGAAUGCUAUAACAUUUUAAUAAAAGAAGUGGCAUGUACCCAUUGAAAAUA